Molecule: messenger RNA, 3618 nt
Organism: Ylistrum balloti
Lineage: Eukaryota; Metazoa; Mollusca; Bivalvia; Pectinida; Pectinidae
Product: E3 ubiquitin-protein ligase mind-bomb-like
Exons: 19
Coding region: 58-3105 (1015 amino acids)
Biological process (GO): protein ubiquitination
Cellular component (GO): cytoplasm
Molecular function (GO): protein binding; zinc ion binding; NAD+ poly-ADP-ribosyltransferase activity
Source: RefSeq, a predicted model, not a curated record
UCAGGAAAUAACACUGCAUAUGUUCUAUAGCAGACGAACGUUCGAUUAGGUAGAAUAAUGAAGAAAUUUGUGCUGAAGCCAGGUGCACGGGUUGUUCGAGGCCCUGAUUGGAAUAGUAAGAAACAGGACAGCGGUGAGGGAUAUCUCGGCACCAUCAUCUUUGUCCCAAAGUCAGAAAUGUCGGACAAGAAAGUAACAGUCAUAUGGGAUUCUGGUAGAGAACUGCGGUAUCGCGCUGGACAGGAAGGGAAAUACGAUCUCAGAGUUUUUGAUACCGCUCAAACUGGUGUCAAACAUGAAUAUAUCUCCUGUGCUGAGUGUAAAGUGAACCCGAUUGCUGGUAUACGAUGGAAGUGUUCUUCAUGUGCAGACAUCAGCCUUUGUACACCCUGCUACAUGUCAGACAAACAUGACACCAAACAUAGCUUUGUUAGGAUUGAUAUGGAGAUGGCUACCCCAUGGGCAGUACUGAAGCGAGAAGGAAGUCAGCAGAUCGACUCUAGGGGUCUUUUUGAAGGUACUGAAGUGAUGAGAGGACCCCACUGGAAAUGGAAAAAUGUGGACGGACGUGAGGGGGAGAUUGGCACUGUGACAAAGCUAAAAGAUUGGAAGAACCACUCUCAGCGAGGGGGCGUGUCGGUGAUGUGGAAAUCCACCAAAGAGGAACAUUUACAUCGCCUGGGUGGAGAAGGAUGUGUAGAUGUUGUCUUCACACGAAGUAAACAGGCAACAUCAGGGGGUAAAUACUACCCAGAACAUCUACCAUUGGUUGAUGUAGUAAACAAGGGGAACUUCACAGUGGCUUUAAAACCGUCAGACAAAGUUAAGGUGUGUAUGGAUAUGAAGUCCCUACGACAGCUGCAGGAUAGUUCAGACAAACAUUCGCCAUGGAGUGAGGAUAUUGAACAGUGUAUCAAGGAAGAGGGCACCCUUAUCCAGCUGCUACACAAAGGAGAGGCUGCCAAGGUCCAGUAUAUUGAUGGCAAGACAUGGGACCUCAAUCGCAAGGCUCUUACUCGGAUUCAUACUUUUAGUAAAGAUGACUUGGUGGAAAUAUUGGGAGACAUUGAAAAAGUCAAGAUGUUACAAACAGGUCACGGUGGCUGGAAUGACGACAUGAAACAGGUACUGAACAAACAGGGGCGCAUCGCACGUAUAGACAACGAUGGUGACAUUCGUGUCAAAGUCAAUGAUAGGAUGUGGAUAUUUAACCCAACAUGUGUCAGUGCAUAUACCCCACGAGGAGCCGAAUCUGACUCUCCUCCAUCUCUGUUUCUGGGAACAUCAGUAGUAGUAGAUGAUGAAGAUGACAGUUCAGAGGAGAAGGAAAUGAGCAUCAGUGGAAGGGAUGUAUCAGAAGCUAUUGCUCAGCUCUUCGUUGACAUGCUCAAGGUUCAACCUCCUACACAGUGUGCUUCUAGGAACAUUGUACAGGCUGCGUCUCAGAACGACUUAAACACUAUACAGCAGAUUCUUAGUGAAAAACCAGACAGGGUGAACUUUGCCCAAGAUGGCAAGACAGCUUUACAUCUGGCGUGUUACGAGGGGCAUUCCCAGAUUGUUGAACUUCUCCUUAAGCAACCAGGUGUCGACCUUGACCUUCAAGAUGGAGAAGGAGACAGCGCACUGCACUAUGCUGCCUUUGGGAAGGAAACAAAUACAAUGAGACAGCUAUUGAAAGCAGGGGCAAAGGUCAACAAAGUGAACAAGGCAGGUCACAGUCCACUACACAUCUCUAUUGGUAAAGCUUGUGAAGAGGCUGUAGAACUCCUGGUCCAGCAUGGGAGUGAUGUUAAUAUUAAGGCAGGUGAUGGUGACACAACCAUGCAUGACGCUGUACAACAAAGAAAUGGGCAACCUCGGAUCAUGGAGGCAGUCCUUAAAGCCCGCAAUGCUGAUUUUACCAUCCCCAACAAAAGUGGCUUCAAUGUUCUGCAAUGGGCAGGACUCAAGAAUAACGUCGGGGCCUUGGAGCUGAUAUUAGUACUGAACAAAAACUUUAUAAAUGACCAGAGUUCCGACGGAUUUACAGUUCUCCACAUUGUCGCUGCCAAUAACUUUGUGGAUGCCACCAACUGCCUGGUGUUAAAAUCUAGAGAUAAUUUGAACAUUGACAUUGGUGACAAGGAAAAGAAAACACCGCUUCAUUACGCUGUAAAUGGAGGUCACAAACAAGUGAUCGAACUCCUCAUAGCGGCAGGAUCUGAUGUGAAUGCCCAAGAUGCCUUUGGAAAUACAGCAUUACACUUAGCACUAACUAGAACAGAUCCUUUAAAAGAGUGUGGUAAGAUUAUGGGUGCUAAGCAGGAACAUGAGGUAACAAUACAGAUCAUUUGUCUGCUUUUGGAGUCCCGGGCACACACCACUAUUAAAAAUAAAGAUGGAGACACACCACUUGACCUCACCUCAGACAUGAUGGUCCGUAAAUUUAUGGAAAGGUUGGCCGAUAAAGCAAAGCACAACAAAUUUGAAACAACAAAACGGGGCAUUAACUUGCCAUCUCACUGGGACACAAUGAAGUCCGGUGAUGGUUUUAAACGUGUCCCUGUGUCCGUGGAGGGUGGCGGCAUGCAGAAAAUGGAGUAUGAAAAUGUAUCCAAGAAAUUCUAUACCACACUACCCCAAGCCGAGGUCUUCAGUAUUCAUCGCAUACAGAACAUGUUUCUGUGGGAGGUCUAUUUCCUGAAAAAACGUCAGCUAGAAGGGCAAUAUGGAAUGGGUGGAGCCAAUGAAAUGGAACUUUUCCACGGGACGCUUCCAGACAAGAUCGACAAAAUCUGCAAAGAAAAUCUGGAUUUUCGCUUGGCUGGUGAGCGUGUUGGUGCCAUAUUUGGACAAGGAACUUAUUUCGCAGUCGAGGCUAAAUAUUCAGAUCUGUACGCUCAAGGCGAUGCAAAUCACCACAAGUUUAUGGUUCUGACACGUGUUUUGGCAGGCAAGUGUUGUUUAGGCAAAAACCAGUAUCGUCGUCCACCACCUGUCGACCCGACUGACCCUCACUCCAGGCUCUAUGACUGCUGUGUGGACAAUGUGAAGAACCCAAAAAUCUUCUGUUUAUUUGAUACAAAUCAAUAUUAUCCAGAAUAUAUCAUUGAAUAUAGGUAAUAAUUUCAUCAUUGUUGAAUUGUUUGAUGGAGAUUGAACAGUGUUAUUGCAGGUUAUUGCUGUGUUAGACUGUGCUAGACUUCAUUCAUGUGAUUUUUGGUUAAGCACCAGAUUAGACACCCAGUAAACAUUAUUACUGUAUAACAGUGAUUGGGGUUGUUUGCUGUGUUAAUCACUCCAUGAACAGACAGGGCUGUUAACUUCCGCACUGAACAACAUAUGGGAGGCCCACAGCCUGCCAUCCAGAGACAUACCUCGGAUCUCAAUCUGAAUUGACCUACGUUCUAACCAACAGAGCUAUCAUGUCCCUGUGUUAAGGUGAACCUUGCUCUCUUCGACUGAUAUACAAGUAUACAAAAUUUGAUAUCCAUGUUCUUGUCCAAACCAGGAAAACAGGAAUUUAUUGACUCAGUGAAAUUAAAUAACGACACAAUGACCUGGCAGAAUUCGCCAGUUAUGUGAUACUAUAAUAAGGAUACAACUGUAGUGACAGUGUUUAUCAUUUUUUCAGAU